Messenger RNA from Cryptomeria japonica (Japanese cedar), 554 nucleotides. RefSeq lists its product as uncharacterized. Lineage: Eukaryota; Viridiplantae; Streptophyta; Pinopsida; Cupressales; Cupressaceae. The transcript is spliced from 6 exons. The coding region runs from base 66 to 437 and encodes 123 amino acids. The record is from RefSeq and is a predicted model, not a curated record.
GAUGACAUUUAAACCAAGUCCUCGUUUUCAGAGUCCCUCUGUUUCGGUAUAGAGGGAAGGCCAGGAUGAAGCGAAUGAAUCUCUGCAUAUUCAACCACUUGAAACUCAAGGUCCUUGUUUUUAGAGUCUCUCAAUUUUGGUAUAGAUGGAAGGCUAGGAUGAAGCGAAUGAAGGUGGCCAUGCAGAGAUUAUCAGAGGAGGAGUCCUUGCCUUCAUACGAUGAUAUUCAACCACUUGAAACUCAAGGGCAUUUUUUCGUUUUCCUUUUUAGUUUUGCUGGCUUCUUCAUUUACUCAACUCAUCGUCAAUCUCUGUCUCCUUGGGAUGUGGGCAUUUUUUCGUUUUCCUUUUUAGUUUUGCUGGCUUCUUCAUUUACUCAACUCAUCGUCAAUCUCUGUCUCCUUGGGAUGUGGGUAUUUUUUCAUUUUCCUUUUUAGUUUUGCUGGCUUCUUCAUUUACUCAACUCAUCGUCAAUCUCUGUCUCCUUGGGAUGUGGAAGUAGGCUUCGGGGGCUAGUCCUUGGUUAAAGUGGUCGCAUACUCCCUCUCUGAGGU